GCCCGACGGCCCCGCUCGCCGCCCCCCGCGGGGAGGCCGCCGCUCGCCUGGCCUCGGCCGCCUGCAGGGAGAGCGCGCGACCGCCUCCGGCUCGGGGGGCGCGGAGCGGAGCGCCGGGGCUGCGGGGCGCGGGGCCAUGGGCGGAGCGGCGCUCCCGGGGCCCGCCCGCCUGUGCGCGCUGUGGGCAGCCCUGCUCGCGCUGCUGCUGCCCGGCGGAGCCCGGGGCGACUGGAUGUGGCUGGGCGUCGCGCCGUUCGGGGCCCCCGAGAAGCUGGGCUGCGCCGCCCUGCCGCUGAGCGGCCGCCAGCAGGAGCUGUGCCGGCGGAAGCCCCACCUGCUGCCGAGCAUCGGCGAGGGCGCGCGCCUGGGCAUCCAGGAGUGCCGGAGCCAGUUCCGACACGAGCGCUGGAACUGCCUGCUGGCCGCCGCCGCCGCCGCCGCCCCGGGCGCGGGCCCCCUCUUCGGCUACGAGCUGAGCAGCGGCACCAAGGAAACAGCAUUUAUUUAUGCUGUGAUGGCUGCAGGCCUGGUGCAUUCUGUGACCAGGUCAUGCAGUGCCGGCAACAUGACGGAGUGCUCCUGUGACACCACCCUACAGAACGGUGGCUCAGCGAGCGAAGGCUGGCACUGGGGGGGCUGCUCUGAUGAUGUCCAGUAUGGCAUGUGGUUCAGCAGAAAGUUCCUAGAUUUCCCCAUCAGAAACACCACAGGAAAAGAAAGCAAAGUACUGUUAGCAAUGAACCUGCACAACAACGAAGCUGGAAGGCAGCAGGAAAAGACUAUCACCGCAGCUCAGAAUGGCUAUUUGACGUUAAUCAAGAAUCCCAGCCACACGGCCCCAGAACAUACCUUUUCGUGGAGUGGUUGUGCAAUUUCCUUAGAUAUACUCCAUUUUUCCACUUUGAUUUUUCUCUCUUCUACCGAAAUUCUCCUGCCGGAUAUAAAGACUUUAUAUCUUAUGUCACCAACUUUCCUGAUACGAGCUGUCGCCAAGCUCAUGUCGGUGGACUGCCGCUGUCACGGGGUCUCGGGCUCCUGCGCCGUGAAGACCUGCUGGAAAACCAUGUCCUCGUUCGAGAAGAUCGGGCGGCUGCUGAAGGACAAGUACGAACACAGUAUCCAGAUCUCAGACAAAAUACAGCGGAAAAUGCGCAGGAGAGACAAAGACCAGAGGCGGAUCCCCAUUCGCAAGGACGACCUGCUGUACGUCAACAAGUCCCCCAAUUACUGCGUGGAGGAUAAGAAGCGGGGCAUCCCGGGCACGCGGGGCCGCGAGUGCAACCGCACCUCCGAGGGCGCCGGCGGCUGCAACCUGCUGUGCUGCGGCCGCGGCUACAACACGCACGUGGUCAGGCACGUGGAGAGGUGCGAGUGCAAGUUCAUCUGGUGCUGCUACGUUCGCUGCCGGCGCUGUGAGAGCAUGACCGACGUGCACACCUGCAAGUAGCCGCCCGCAGCCUGCAGCCCGCGCCCCGUGCCCCGCGCCCCGUGCCCCGCGCCCCGCGGGGAGGGAGGGACGCGCGGCCGCCUGGGGGGCUGGGGGACCCCUGGCCCCGCCCCCGCUGGCUGCCCGGGCCCCGCUGGCUGCCCGGGCCCCGCCUCGACCACGCCCCCAGCCCCUGCUGGCUGCCCGGGCCCCGCCCUCGACCACGCCCCCAGCCCCUCCUGGAUGCCCAGGCCCCGCCCUCCGGCCCCCACUGGCUGCCCAAGCCCCGCCCCCGACCUCUACUGGCUGCCCGGGCCCCGCCCUCGGCCCCGCCCCAGCCCCUGCUGGAUGCCCAGGGCCCGCCCCCUGGCCCCCAGUGGCUGUCCAAGCCCCGCCCCUGACCUCUACUGGCUGCCCGGGCCCCGCCCUCGACCACGCCCCCAGCCCCUGCUGGAUGCCCAGGCCCCGCCCCUCGGCCCCCGCUGGCUGCCCAAGCCCCGCCCCCGACCUCUACUGGCGCCCGGGCCCCGCCCUCGACCACGCCCCCAGUCCCUGCUGGAUGCCCAGGCCCCGCCCCCCGGCCCCCGCUGGAUGCCCAAGCCCCGCCCCCGACCUUCACUGGCUGCCUGGGCCCUGCUCUCGGCCCCGCCCCUGGCCCUCAAUGGCUGCCCAGAUCCCACCCCUGGCCCCGCCCCCGCUGGGUGCCAGGCCACGCCACGCCCCCGCUGACUGCCAAGGCCACGCCCCCAGCCCCCACUGGCUGCCCGGACCCCGUCCUCGCCCCUGCUGGCUGCCCUGGCCCCGCCCCUGGGCUGCUCCCAUGGCCCCCACCGGCUGCCCAGCGGGCCCCCCACACCCGCUGGCAGCCCAGACCCCACCCCUGGCCCCGCCCCCGCUGACUGUCCGGGC
Nyctereutes procyonoides (raccoon dog) is the source of this 2335-nucleotide messenger RNA. It is a transcript of the gene WNT16, whose product is annotated as Wnt family member 16. Gene Ontology annotation, cellular component: extracellular region. Gene Ontology annotation, biological process: canonical Wnt signaling pathway; multicellular organism development; cell fate commitment. Bases 137 to 1447 code for a protein of 436 amino acids. Gene Ontology annotation, molecular function: cytokine activity; frizzled binding. The record is from RefSeq and is a predicted model, not a curated record. NCBI's taxonomy places the organism in Eukaryota, Metazoa, Chordata, Mammalia, Carnivora, Canidae. The transcript is spliced from 5 exons.